AUGACCAUCCUCUCCGGGCACGACCAAGCGUCAUUUGAAACAACGAAGCGUCUUCUUGCAGAGAUUGUCAAUGAAGGACUAGUUUCUGCAAAGCUCGAAGUAACUGCGCCCAGUGGGUCACAGAUGAUGUGCAUACAGAGUACACCCCAAGAUGGAAGCUUGGUCAAGGUAGCAAUCAAGGCCGGCACUAUAAUUGAGACGAGAGACGAUCGCGUGGUGUCUGUUGUACGACCAGAUAGCUUACAACCACCUGUGACUAUUGCGGGUACCGAUGAUGGAGAGUUGGAUCCAGGGACACUAUUUGAAUUUCUGAGUACUUCAUUCGGCGAUACCGCCAGUGAGACAGUACUGGAUGAGAUCGUUCGAGAGUUACGCAAUUCAGCAGACAAUCAAGAUAGGCCUGCGGACUGGGAACGCACUUUGAUCUACGGCCAUCCGAGUCAUCCUUACCACCGAUUGUGCUAUGCUCAAGCGCCACUGAGACAAAUCACCCCCGAGGAUAUCCCCGGGAUGCUCACGCCAAGUCUUGCAUUUGUUUCUGUUCCGCGCGCCAAUCUCCGUAUUACAGGCCCUUUUGAGCAAGAACUGCAACCACUCCUAGAAAAUCUUGAGAUACCAAAUACAAUUAGCGACAGAGUGAUUGUCCCUUGUCUCGCUCAGCAAUUACCCUCUAUUCAACAGAGAUUCCCGGCCACCAUCGUUCUAAAGCUAACUAUGGAUUGUGCCGACGCUCAGGCAUCAAUGCGUACUCUUACUCUCCGGCCAUAUUUGGAAUUCAAGUACCACUUGAAGCUCUCAUUGGCUUGCCAAAUAACUUCCGCUCUGCGAACUAUCACGCCUUGGACAACCUGUGGCGGUCCGGUUCAAACCAAACUCUUGGAGAGACUGCUUCCAAAUGAUCUCUGGGUUUUCCGAGAGGUAGCGGCUAUAUCAGGCAGCCAGGACGAUUUCAACGACGCGCGGCAUCUUUCUUGCAUUUUGCGAGAUAGCUUGGAGGUUAGAGCACAGGCAAACGACGAAACUCUUAUCAUUGCGGCAGCAUUGGCCCAGAAGCCUUGCGGACAGAUUCGUACAUAUGCGGAGAUUUUGUACGGACUGGAGACAAUCUCCCAGAAAAAAGAAUGGUUUCAAAGAUACGUUACAGUUCUAUUUCAGCUUGUCCUUCCCCCGUUGGUUCAGUAUGGAAUCGGACUGGAAGGCCACGGGCAGAAUCUUGUGGCCCGUAUUUGCCUCCAGACAGGCCGAAUUAAAGGAUUUGCUGUGCGUGAUUUCGGGGGUAUCAGAAUGCAUGUUCCGACGUUGCGAGAUCAUGGCGUGGCAUUUGAUUCACUGCCAUCCGGGUCAGCCACCUUGACGGAUAAUUUGCAGAAUGUCUGGAGCAAGGUACAUCAUUCACUUCUUCAGAACCACGUCGGGCUACUAUGUGGGGCAUUGGGGUUGGAAAACCAUGGCGGGUGGGCAAUUACUCUGGAGACUUUAACGGCUGUCUUGAUGCCUGACAAACGCUCUCUCGGGAAAGAUUUGUUUGAGUACUUCACCAAAGAUACAAUGCCAUUUAAGUGCUUCCUGAGAAUGAGAAUGGAGGGUAAAUACCGUGAUUAUAUUGAGCGAGAGGUUCCUAAUUCGCUUCUCCUGGGUUCCCCUCGGUGGAAGUCGAUACUAGACACAUACAAACCCUCACUGCAUACCACGUAG
Messenger RNA from Penicillium canariense, 1695 nucleotides. RefSeq names its product IucC family-domain-containing protein. Gene Ontology annotation, biological process: siderophore biosynthetic process. Lineage: Eukaryota; Fungi; Ascomycota; Eurotiomycetes; Eurotiales; Aspergillaceae. The transcript has 5 exons. The coding region runs from base 1 to 1695 and encodes 564 amino acids. The record is from RefSeq and is a predicted model, not a curated record.